Molecule: messenger RNA, 1350 nt
Organism: Penicillium malachiteum
Lineage: Eukaryota; Fungi; Ascomycota; Eurotiomycetes; Eurotiales; Aspergillaceae
Product: putative inositol 5-phosphatase
Exons: 1
Coding region: 1-1350 (449 amino acids)
Biological process (GO): phosphatidylinositol dephosphorylation
Molecular function (GO): phosphatidylinositol-4,5-bisphosphate 5-phosphatase activity
Source: RefSeq, a predicted model, not a curated record
AUGGAGGACCUCAACCUUUACAUAUUAACCUCCAACUGUGCGCGCACUCUCAUCGAUGUGGAUUUAUUCGCAGAUCACUUCUUCGAUACGCUCUCUACAGAAGCUCGAGAAGAGCUGGGAGCCCCCGAACUGAUCGUGCUCUCCUUGCAGGAGAUUGCGCCAAUUGCGUACUCAUUUUUGGGUGGCACAUACCUCACACCCUAUUUCGAUGCAUUUGUGAAAACAGUCAAGAAAGCUACUGCAAAACUAUGGAAUGAGUCGUAUGUCAAUCUAGUCAAGGACCAUACUGGUAUGACUGGGUUAAUGGUCUUCGCCCGGGCGGAUAUCAUGAACAAGAUCACUUGGGUUGAUACGGCUCAUGUCGGGUUUGGUGUCCAGGAAAUGGGUAACAAAGGUGCUGUUGGAGCUCGUCUGGGAUACGUGGCCGAGGGUCAUCCAUCCAAGACAGUUGACUUGACAUUCGUGGCAGCGCACUUGGCGCCAAUGGAGAAUGCUUUGGAACAGAGAAAUCUGGACUGGAGAAGUAUAGUUGAGCGACUCGUUUUCUCUCAUGAAAUCACCACACCAAAGUCUCUUGAGCGAAGUGGUUCAGAUGAGAACGCUGCUCUAUUAGCCGAUCACGAGUCCUCCCAUCAUUCUGCAGGUAGUUCCAAGGAUCUAUUCUCUCCGAACUCCUACCUAUUUCUCGCAGGAGACCUGAACUACCGAACUUCAAACAUCAGUCCUCUCCAAGGAGAUCUUGUCCGAUUUCCCCGUCAGGGAGUUCCUCGUGAUGAUCCCGCGCAUUAUUCUCACCUACUGAAAGAGGAUCAGCUGAUGCGCGAAAUGGGCCAAGGCCGCUGCUUCCACGGGUUAUCAGAGGCCGCGAUUGAUUUUCCUCCCACUUACAAAUACUCCAGUGCAGCACAGAAAGCUGCACGUCUUACCCUGAUGGAGGGGAAGACCGAGGCAGAGUGGAAAUGGUCAACUCACCGCUGGCCCAGCUGGUGUGACCGAAUCCUUUACUGGGCUGGAGAUAUCGAGCAUGUCAAACCACUUGCAUACAAUGCACUUCCUCUUUUCCCACACUCAGACCACCGACCUGUUGCGCUGGCGGUGUCGGUUCCUCUGGAGCCCUUGGAUACCCCCUCUGAGACAGAUCACGCGGUGCCUAAGGCCAAAAAAACGGUGGCUCCAUUUGCAAUUGACCCUGCCUGGCAGGCUCGUAGGGAUGCUGCACGACGAAAGGAGAUAUUGGUGGGACUCCUGGCAUAUUUGAGUCUAACUUGGGAAGGAAAUGGGCUGCUUCUUGCUUCGACGGUGGGGCUUCUUGGUGCAUGGUUUGUGCUUCAGUCUCUAUGGGCUGUUUGA